AUGAGUACAUUUUCGGGAUAUAUCCCUGAACUUCCCGGAAUUGCUAUCGAUUGCUUUGAAGAACAUGCUCGGAGUAAAGGGCACGUAUUUUUUCUGUCGCACUGCCACGCGGAUCAUAUGCGAGGACUAGCGCUAGAUGCGCCGCUUCCAGGGCCAUUGUAUCUAAGCCCCGUGUCUUCCGUACUCAUCAGACAUCGUUAUCCUGUACAUGCGAAUAUCGUGCGUUCGUUGUCGGCCAGAGAACAGCUGGCUUUGACGAUCAAUCCUCUGUCAGGUGAGGAAAAAUAUGAGCUGUAUGUACGUACAGUUCCCGCAGAGCACUGCCCGGGAUCAGUUAUGUUUUACUUUGAAACGAAAAGCAUCCGAGUGCUGUAUACCGGUGAUUUUCGCUUAACAGAACAAACACGCUUCACAAUGCAACAAGCUCACAUCCGGCCACUGGUGGUAUACCUCGAUUCGACCUUUCUUAAUAGCGAGUAUGCCUACUUUCCAUCUCGAGAUGAGAGCACGCGUCAAAUAGUAUCUUUAUGCUCUGAAUGGUUGGCAGCGAAUAAAAGGAACAUUGUGUCAUUGUGGCUUCCUGCAAAUUAUGGUUCGGAAGAUUUAUUUCAGCAGUUGUAUGAACAGUUGCACGAAAAAAUUCAUAUCAACGAAAGCCAACGAGGCCCGUAUAUGCAUUUUUUAGCUUUGAACGAGAUAUUGACUAACGACAACGCAGCCCGUAUUCAUGCUUGUAACGGCAUCCUGCAGCCACAGCGAGGACUACCAUGUCGAAAAAUUACGGAAAAUGAGGAUGAAACAAUUUUCAUACGAACGAUUCGGCCGUCCGCCCUUCGAUGGCGCGGGUUGCAGCGACAUGAGCCUUGCUGGAAGCAAAGCGAUAGGCUUUUCUACGUUUGCUACUCCGCGCAUGCGAGCUACAAUGAACUAGCGCAGUUCAUAAGAUCUCUACAACCCGAUGCGAGGGAUAUUCGAUUUAAUGUGAUAAUGAAUGAAGCAGAUCGAAUACAAAAAGAGCAUCACAAGGCUGCCAUUCUUGAUGGAGAACAUUAUAAUCCAAUUUCCAGCUCUAAUAUAUAUCAAACAAUAAACGAACAAGAGGACGAUCAAGAAAUGAGCAAUAGUUUGCAUCUAGAACGAAUAAUGUAUAAAACACAUGUAAAUUUAACGGAAAACGACGACAGCGAGGAUAUUGAUGAUUGUCCUUAUAACCAAUUCACAAAACGAUUGCGUACAGAAUAA
This is a messenger RNA of Anopheles nili, 1242 nucleotides long. RefSeq names its product protein artemis-like. NCBI's taxonomy places the organism in Eukaryota, Metazoa, Arthropoda, Insecta, Diptera, Culicidae. Gene Ontology annotation, biological process: protection from non-homologous end joining at telomere; double-strand break repair via nonhomologous end joining; interstrand cross-link repair. Bases 1 to 1242 code for a protein of 413 amino acids. Gene Ontology annotation, molecular function: damaged DNA binding; 5'-3' DNA exonuclease activity. The transcript has a single exon. The record is from RefSeq and is a predicted model, not a curated record.